This is a messenger RNA of Rhinolophus ferrumequinum (greater horseshoe bat), 3842 nucleotides long. RefSeq names its product polymeric immunoglobulin receptor (gene PIGR). Lineage: Eukaryota; Metazoa; Chordata; Mammalia; Chiroptera; Rhinolophidae. The record is from RefSeq and is a predicted model, not a curated record. Gene Ontology annotation, molecular function: transmembrane signaling receptor activity. Gene Ontology annotation, cellular component: plasma membrane. The transcript is spliced from 11 exons. The coding region runs from base 193 to 2616 and encodes 807 amino acids.
UAAGAACCCAGGUGUGGGUCAAGCCCUGCACAUAGUUUCAGUUUUGGCAGCAGCAUCCAGUGUCCUGCUGGCAGUUUCUAGGAAGGCAGGGGUUGUGGAGUGGCCAGCAGGCUAUCCCUCCGAAACUGAGUCGACGGGAGAGAAGGAAGUGGCUAAAACGACCAAGCAAGAGAUUGGCCUGGCAGCACUGCCAUGCAGGAGCCAUCAGCCAUGAUGCUUCCCUUCCUUGCCUGCCUGCUGGCUGUCUUCCCAGUGGUCUCCAUGAAGAGUCCCAUCUUCGGUCCCCAGGAAGUGAGCAGACUAGAAGGCGGCUCAGCGUCCAUCAAGUGCUACUACCCAGCCACCUCCGUCAACCGGCAUUCCCGGAAAUACUGGUGCAGGCAGGGAGCCAGGGGGCGCUGCACAACUCUCAUCUCCUCGGACCGGUAUGUCUCCAAGGACUAUGAAGGCAGAGCCAACCUCACCAACUUCCCAGAGAGCAACUCGUUUGUGGUGGACAUUGGCCAUCUCACCCAGAAUGACUCUGGGCGCUACAAGUGUGGUCUGGGCAUUACCAACCAAGGCCUGUUCUUUGAUGUGAGCCUGGACGUCAGCCCAGGUCUUGGUUUCCUAAAUGGUACUCAAGUCCACACAGCGGACCCGGGCAGAACAGUGACCAUCGACUGUCCUUUCAGUUCUGAGAAUUCUAUGGAGAUGAAGUCCGUGUACAAGAAGAUAGGCCCAAACCGUAUCCUAGUCACCGACUCCAAUGGGUACGAGCACCCCGACUACAAAAACAGAGUCCGCCUCACUAUUCAGGAUACCAGCCAACUAGCGUUCAGCUUUGUCAUCAACCAACUCAAGCUCAGCGAUGCUGGGAUGUAUGUCUGCCAGGCUGGGGAUGAUUCCAGAGGGGAUAAAAGCAAUUUUGACCUCCGAGUGCUAAAGCCCGAGCCUGAGCUUGUUUAUGGAGACCUGAGGGGCUCGGUGACCUUUGACUGUGCCCUGGGCCCCGAGGUGGCAAAUCUGCCCAAAUUUCUGUGCCGAGUGAACAAUGAUAAAGGCUGCAGAGUGGUCGUCAACACGCUGGGGAAGAGGGCACAGGACUUUGAAGGAAGGGUCUUGCUUAUUUCCAAGGACAAUCGCUCCUUCAUGGUACAUAUCACCGGCCUGAGGAAAGAGGACGCAGGACAUUACCUGUGCGGAGCCCACUCUGAUGGUGAGCCUCAGGAAGGCUGGUCUACCCAGGCUUGGCAACUCUUUGUCAAUGAAGAGACGACGAUGCCCCGGAUUCCCUCUGUGGUAAAGGGUGUGGUAGGCGGCUCUGUGGCUGUGCUCUGCCCCUACAACCCUAAGGACAGAGACAGCCUGAAGUACUUGUGUCACUGGGAAGAAGCUCAAACUGGCAGCUGCCCACAGCUGGUGAGCAGCGAGGGGCUGGUUCAGGAACAAUACAAACAGUAUGAGGGCAGGCUCGUACUGUACGAAGAGCCAGGCAAUGGCACCUACACGGUCAUACUCAACCAGCUGACCCCCCAGGAUGCUGGCUUCUACUGGUGUCGGACCAGUGGUGAUAGUCGCUGGUGGUCCACAGUGGAGCUCAAGAUUGUCGAAGGAGAACCAAACCUCAAGGUACCCAAGAAUGUCACUGCCUCGCUGGGAGAGACUCUCAAGCUCCCCUGCCACUUACCGUGCAAAUUCUCCUCCUAUGAGAAAUACUGGUGCAAGUGGGGCAACAAAAGUUGCAAGGCGCUGCCCAGCCAAGACGAGGCCCCCAGGCAGGGCUCCGUGAGCUGCGAUGGGAAGAACCAGCUCAUCAACCUGAUCCUGAACCCAGUCACCAAAGAGGAUGAGGGCUGGUACUGGUGCGGGGUGAAGGACGGCCUCCGAUUUGGAGAGACGAUGGCUGUCCACGUGGAGGUCAAGGAGAGGGUAAAGGGGUCCAAAGAUGUCAGCCAAGUGAAUGCUGCUCCGGGCAAGAAGGUAAUAGAGCCGGGGUCCAAAGAUGUCAGCCAAGUGAAUGCUGCUCCGGGCAAGAAGGUGAUAGAGCCGGGGUCCAAAGAUGUCAGCCAACUGAAUGCUGCUCCGGGCAAGGAGGUGAUAGAUCCUCAUGUCAGGAAGAUUGAGAACAAAGUCAUUCAGGAUUCCAGCCUUUUUGCGGAGGACAGAGCAGUGAAGAAUCCUGCAGAUUCAGCUGGUGGAAGCAGACCAUCUGAAGACCCUGGCAGCUCUUCAGGUCAAGGAGGGAGCUCCAAAGUGCUAAUCUCCACCCUGGUGCCCCUGGCCCUGGUGCUGGCACUAGGGGCUCUGGCCGUGGGAGUGGUUAGAGCCCGGCACAGGAGGAACGUUGACCGGGUUUCAAUUAGAAGCUACAGGACAGACAUUAGCAUGUCGGACUUUGAGAACUCCAGGGACUUUGGAGCCAAUGACAACAUGGGAGCCUCUUCGGUCACUCAGGAGACAUCUCUCGGAGGAAAAGAUGAGUUCACGGCCACCACGGAGAACACCGUGGAGAUGGAAGAACCCAAGAAGGCAAAGAGGUCCUCCAAGGAGGAAGCUGACAUGGCCUACACUGCCUACCUGCUCCAGGCCAACAACAUGGCGGCCAACGUCCAGGAUGGCCCCAGUGAAGCCUAGGCUGAACGCCAGCUGCCUCCUCCUAACACCCUUGACAAUCACCUUCAGAAUCACGUUGAUCUUCAAGGCCCUCAGCUUCGGGGGCUCCACUGCCUGCACUCACAGUCCACGAAGGCUUUUCCUACUUGUCCUCAGAGUGUCCCCUGGUCCCGCCUCAAUGGCAUCCAAGCCUGGCCUCAUUGUUCCUAUUGAGGGUGAGGUGAUGUGAGGAGUUCUCACCUGCAGUUUAUUUCUAAUGAGAAAAUCUAAGGUGUGGCAGGAAAAUUGAGGUCUUAGAGGGGCCUUGCCAAAAGAAGAAAGACCCAGAGGGUGGGGAGAUAAUUUUAGAAAGUGGGGCCAUUCAGGGCUCCUUUGAACUCUUAUUAUGGGAUUUCAAUAGGAUGCUCCUCCCGACUCCACCCUUCUGUCUCUCAUUGUCUCCCUCCUUUCCAUCCUCUCUUCUUUUUUCCUUCAUUGAAAAUGCAUAUUUGAAUCUUCACCAGAAUCCAGGUGCUCUACUAGACAUGGGGACAGAGGCCGCACACCCAGCCUGCAGCCUUUCUGUAAACAUCACUGAGUCCUUGGAAGACAUAGCCUCCUGGUGUAUUUAUACUAACUACAACGUGAAACUCUCAUCAGAUGUACUCGCCUCUGCCCAUAUUGGGAGAAAUCAUAAAAUGCCUGGAACUCUGAGGCCUUAGGGAUCAUGUAUCAUACACGGGCAUACACACAACGAAUCACAAACACACAUUCUCACCAUGUUACAGCUGUGAGAAAAUUGAUGUCCUGAGAGGUGUGGAGGUGUGCUCAAGGACACCAAGUAAUGUACCCCAGUGUCAGAACUAGAUUUGGUGUCUCCUGUCCUUUUGUCCAGGGAUCUACAAGAGCCCCUGCUCUCUUGGUGGAGGCAGAGUUCUAGAAAAAGGAGGAGGGGGAGGGAAAAAUGUAACUGGAGACUGGUUUUUCACAGGCCCCACCUCAGGGAAUACAACUCUUUCCCUUUCUGUCACUCACAUGGACCUAAGAGAAUAAAAUAAUGGUCAAGCACUCGUAGCCCCUCUAUUUGAAGAGUUCUGAGUAGAAGGAAAGAAAAGAAGGUAUUUGAUGGUGCCAAGAAGGGGCUGAUCCCCAGAGAGCUAAGGUUUAAGGUCUUUUUCCCUCUGAGCUCUGUACCUCCACAAGCUGGCGCUUGCUAACAAAUCAGUAAUGUAACUUAAUAAUAAUUAAAGACCAUGAUUGUCACCGAG